Balaenoptera ricei (Rice's whale) is the source of this 6307-nucleotide messenger RNA. RefSeq names its product kelch like family member 28 (gene KLHL28). Lineage: Eukaryota; Metazoa; Chordata; Mammalia; Artiodactyla; Balaenopteridae. The coding region runs from base 224 to 1939 and encodes 571 amino acids. The record is from RefSeq and is a predicted model, not a curated record. Gene Ontology annotation, molecular function: protein binding. The transcript has 5 exons.
GGAAGUGAAAACGUUGCGAACGUAAUGAACGUAUCUGGAGCGGAGAAGGCUAGAAAGAGAGAAGGCAUUAAGGGGAAGUGACGCUCUCCUCGCUCAGGGCGGAAGUUCCCCGCCCCACCCGUAAGAGUUGGGAUUUGACUAAAGGCAAAAGAGGAUCUUGCCCGCGUUCGCGUUGUCCACGGCUCCUCCUCUUGCUGCUGCGGGCGUGAUUCCUGGGAGUCAGAUGGACCACACAUCCCCGACCUACAUGCUUGCUAACUUAACCCACUUACAUUCUGAACAACUUCUACAGGGCUUGAAUCUUCUUCGUCAACAUCACGAACUCUGUGACAUCAUUCUUCGAGUAGGUGAUGUUAAAAUCCAUGCUCACAAAGUGGUACUUGCCAGCAUCAGCCCAUAUUUCAAAGCUAUGUUUACUGGAAACCUUUCUGAAAAAGAGAACAGUGAGGUUGAGUUUCAGUGCAUUGAUGAAACUGCUCUCCAGGCCAUUGUGGAAUAUGCCUAUACAGGGACUGUUUUUAUUUCACAAGACACAGUUGAAUCUCUCCUUCCAGCAGCAAACCUACUCCAGAUAAAACUUGUCCUGAAAGAAUGUUGUGCAUUUCUUGAAAGCCAACUUGAUCCUGGUAAUUGUAUUGGAAUUUCUCGCUUUGCAGAGACAUAUGGUUGUCAUGACCUUUAUUUGGCAGCCACUAAAUACAUAUGCCAGAAUUUUGAAGCAGUUUGCCAGACUGAAGAGUUUUUUGAGCUUACGCAUGCUGAUUUGGAUGAAAUUGUUUCCAAUGACUGUUUGAAUGUAGCUACUGAAGAGACUGUUUUUUAUGCACUUGAGUCUUGGAUCAAGUAUGACGUCCAAGAACGCCAGAAAUACUUAGCACAGCUACUUAACAGUGUACGAUUACCAUUGCUGAGUGUUAAGUUUCUUACUAGAUUAUAUGAAGCAAAUCAUCUUAUUCGUGAUGAUCGCACUUGUAAACAUCUUUUGAAUGAAGCUCUGAAGUACCACUUUAUGCCUGAACACAGACUCUCUCAUCAGACAGUCUUGAUGACACGACCUCGCUGUGCUCCCAAAGUACUUUGUGCAGUAGGAGGAAAAUCUGGACUGUUUGCCUGUUUGGAUAGUGUGGAGAUGUACUUUCCUCAGAAUGACUCUUGGAUUGGUUUGGCACCCCUGAACAUUCCUCGCUAUGAAUUUGGAAUAUGCGUUUUAGACCAAAAAGUGUAUGUUAUAGGUGGUAUUGAAACUAACGUGCGUCCUGGCAUCACUAUCAGAAAACAUGAAAAUUCAGUCGAAUGCUGGAAUCCUGAUACAAAUACCUGGACUUCUCUUGAGAGAAUGAAUGAGAGCCGAAGUACCCUUGGAGUAGUGGUACUUGCAGGAGAACUUUAUGCUUUAGGUGGUUAUGAUGGACAAUCUUAUUUACAAUCUGUAGAGAAGUAUAUUCCCAAAGUAAGAAAGUGGCAACCUGUGGCACCAAUGACUACAACAAGAAGUUGUUUUGCCGCAGCUGUGUUGGAUGGAAUGAUAUAUGCCAUUGGUGGGUAUGGUCCUGCCCACAUGAACAGUGUGGAGCGUUAUGAUCCAAGUAAGGACUCCUGGGAGAUGGUUGCAUCUAUGGCAGAUAAAAGGAUUCACUUUGGUGUGGGUGUCAUGCUAGGCUUUAUUUUUGUGGUGGGUGGACAUAAUGGUGUUUCACAUUUGUCAAGCAUUGAAAGAUAUGACCCUCAUCAAAAUCAGUGGACUGUGUGUAGACCAAUGAAAGAACCCAGAACAGGAGUUGGUGCUGCAGUAAUUGAUAACUACCUUUAUGUAGUGGGUGGUCACUCAGGGUCUUCCUAUCUGAAUACCGUGCAGAAAUAUGACCCUAUCUCAGAUACAUGGCUGGAUUCAGCUGGCAUGAUAUACUGUCGCUGCAAUUUUGGAUUAACUGCACUUUGACAAGUGUGGACUUGUGGAAAUAGCGUAGUGAUGAACCUUGUGCUGCAUGAAAGGAUGCCCAGUUUUCUGAAGCCCAAAAGCUACAUUGCUUUCUUUUUAACUUGAAAUGGCAUGAAGACUCAAAGUUUUGUUGGGUACUUUGAACUGACAAGUAGCUUUGGUUGCUCUUGAUUAUACAGUGAAUCAAUAAUCCAAGAAAAAAAAAAAAGGAAAGAUCUUGCCAAUUGAAUUGUGCACUUUUUUUUCCUAAUACUGGGAUAGAAUAGUUUUAUGUUCAUAAGUGUACAUGUGGAGAAAACCUUGCUGCUUUUUAAAAAAAAUUUAGCUUUCUUCCUCCUCCUUGUUCUGCACCGUUUUUUACCAGGAUGAGAGAUGCUUAGAUGCUGGAGUAUACUGAGUGACUAGACAGAGUGCUGAUACUGUUGGAUAUAAAUUCAUAUGCUUCACAUUUUAAACAAAGGGCUGCUUUUUUUUUCUGGUACUUUUAAGGGUUGUAAAUUACAUGCCAUACUGAGUCACCUGGAUAUUCUUCCUGCUAAAUGGCUUUAGGGCUGGGGAUGUAAUAAGCUUUCAAGAUAAAUGCAUUUACUAUCAUGAUUUCGGGUCCUAUUUUAAGCAAUCAGAUACUUACUGUGUAUGCCUUUUUUAUAUGGGCAGGUUAAUGCUGGAUGAAUUUAGUUACCCAUCUAUGGUAUGCUAAGCAUGGAUAGAAAGAGUUAAGCAUAUCAGUUUCAAUUUUUUUUUAGUAGUCCAGCAGGCUUCCCAGUGUUGAUGUAAAUAUUUGAUAAAUGUUUAGUACCACCCUUAGUGCACAUUAAGUUUUUUCAUAUAUGCUUACAAUAAUUUUAGUUUUUUUAAGACUUUUGUUUGCUUUUUCAAAGUAUUCAGAUAUAAAAAUGGUGCUAACUGUAGGAUCUGUAACAGGGCUAUAAAAAUGUUCUUUUGGAUGUUAAAUAUGAGAUACGCAUGACGUGUUUUGAUAGUAUUUUUCAUUUUUACCGGCUCGGUUCAUUUGUGCUUAUUAAAAAUGUUAGUGUUUAUACUAAUAUUUACAUCCAAAAAACAUUCAAAUGGCCUGUUAUGCUUUUCAUGGUUCCUGAAUAGUGAUUUAAAGAAAGAUACAUUUUAUCUUCUUUCUUCUUGUGCUAGAUGUUACAUGCCCUUCUUAAAAACAGAAAUAUAUGCAUUAAAUAUAAAGCACUAGGCAGUUAAGCAUUAUUUUGUACAUUUCUUAGGUAACUGAAUAUUUUAAAGUUAUUGAGGAAAACUGGAACUUGAUGUUUACUUGAGUAAUGGUUCUAAAUUCAGUUCCACUUUGACUAAAGAAACGAUCUUUUAAAGCAAAAUUGUUUGCUUUACCCAAGUGACAGCUUAUUUAAAAGAACUGGUUAAUUCAUUUUGUUUUGCAUGUUUUAGUAAUGUCUCUUAAUCUUGAAUACAUUACUUUGCAUUUUAUUAGGAUGUUGGUACUUGUGUUUUUGGUACUGUAGUCAUUUUGUUUUCCUUCCCUUGAUUUUUUCUUUCUCUUUUCUUUUUUUUAACUGCCCACUAUCUCUUUAUAGUCUCUACAAAACUAUAUUUGUUUCCUAAGAAAAAGUUCAUAUUGCAUUCUUAAGUGCCAUAAUGUUCAGAACUAUUGUUAAGAAGCCAUUUGUAAUUAUAAAACAUAGGUUCAUUUUUAGCAUAUAUGUUAUUUCUUGAAAACUAUUUAUAGCCAGGCAAUUUUCAGUUUUCCUUGUUCUUCCAUAAACUGCCAGUUGUAGACUUAAAUAUAUACUGCAAAACUGUGUGAACUCAUCUUUAAUCAUAUAAGUAGUUUCAUGCUUUAUGAAUAUUUGCACAGAUUAUAAAACCUUGCAAGUGAUUUUUAGUCUCUUUCUAAUUAAGAACUCAACAGGAGCUACUAAUAAAAUUGACAGGCUGAAUAUUUUCUAUGUUGCUUGUUUGAAUAACUUAAUGAUAUAUAGCAAUAACUUUUUAAUUGAUUUGAAUAAAUCUGUUGAAUAGAAACAAGGUGCACUAUUGUGAUUGGCCUAGACUUCAUUUAAAGAAAGCAAUUUAAAAUAGAUUCCAUCACAUACUUAAUUUUAAAUCCCCAUCUCAAUUUUCUUUUUGUUUAUAUCAAUCAGAAAGAAUUGUUAUUCUUGAUAACAUUAACAAUGUUAAUCAAUUAUUAAAUACAUCCUAUUACACUGUUUUUAAGCCCCUCUCCCCAGAAGAUAAGGGAAUUUGAAAGACUAUAGAAAUUUAUUUUAAUUGUAAACAGAUCUAUACUAUACAUUUUAUUUUCACAAUGUUUUCCUCACAUAUCAUCCCCACUAUCAAAUUAGUAUAAAAUAUAUAAUCGUUUGGUAAAUUAGACCAAAGAUAUAAGUUGAUCAUUGUUUUGGAAGAAUCUAAAUUUCUUCUCAGUGAAGACUAAAUGUGAAACAUUUUGGGCAGUAGUAAGAGCAAUAUACUAGAGAACAAAUUAUGAAACCCUGUGAAAGGAAGAGAAAAAAAAACCCCAAAUUUAGAAAUAUUUAUUUUAGGUUUGCUAAACCUACUUAAUUGUGCAUAAGAACCAGAGUAUUAUGACCUGACAGCUGAUAACUUUACAAUAGAGCCUUCUCAUUCAGCUUGUGAGAAGUUUCAUCAUGAAUACUUUGCUGACAAAUUGUGAAUUUAAAGCCACAUUUCUAGUGUUAAAAAGGAUCGAAAUGUUUGAUUAUAAAUUCCCAGGGUUAAAGAUUUUAGAAAUAAUUUUAUAUACUCAGGCAAGGAGGAGAAAGCUAUUUAAGAUUGCCCAGAACUAUUUUGGAAAAAAGUAACAGUGGGAAAUAGAAAUUAAUUUAAUCAUUUAGAAGAUAAUUGCCUUCUAUAAUUAUGUUAUGAAGACUUAAUCUGUUAGAAAUGUUUGGCUAUUUAAUAUUUGUUAAAUAUAGUAAUAGAACUCAAGUGAUUUUUAAUGUAACCCAAAGGAUAGUUAUAUAAGUUCCUUAUAUUAUUGCUAAUACUGUUUUAAACAUGAAUGAAUAUUACAUUUUAGGACGUGGUAUCAAAGUAAUAGGAGAAUGGCAUUAGGUUUUGAAAAAUUAUUUUGAUAACUUGACAAAUAUGGAGGGUCUACUAUAUGAGAUACUGUGCUAGAUGCUAUGGGGGCUAGAAAUAUAAAUAAGAUAUAGUCUUUUCACCCAAAGAGUAAAAUAUAGUAAGGGAGACCUGUACCCAAAUAACUAUUAUGGUAAAGUGUGAAUCUAAUUCCUUAUUUCUGACAUCAUGAAGUGAUUGGAGAUCCAAUUUAUGUAUAAACAUUUGUGUCCUCUAGUGUCCAAUUAGGUUUUAUUGACAUGAAAGAGAAUUAUUUAAAAGCUGAUAUUUAUAGAACUCCAACUUUCCUAAAAUUGGAUAAUAUAUUUUCUAGUAGAAAAACAGAAUUAUAGAAACUUAAAAAAAAUAUUAUGUUAUCAAGGCUCUGGCUAACAUUGAAGGAAAUAUAUGUAAAUAUAAUGCUGUUUGUUUUCAGUUUUGGUGUUUGAUUUCUGGUAUUGUCACCGAAGUGCUCAUUUUCAGGAAAAUCAGAUUCUACAAUAAAUACACUGCUUAAAGUUCAAUAAACUUGUGAUAACCUCUAUAACCUCUGUAGUUUGAAAGUUAAUAACUUAUAAAGAUGUCACACAUCAAGUUAACAUCCAGUUCUACUUCUUAACCUUUUUUUUUCCUUUGUAAGACAGCACUUUAGUUAGACAUGAUUUAAUUAGAUACAAUUAUUCUGUGACUGGAUGUUUAUUAGAUUUUCACUUACAGUAUAUUGAUUCAGUAUUGAUUCACAUUUGAAGAGUGAGGAAUACAAUAAGUUUUAAAUAUUACAGGUUUAAAGGUUUUCUUAAUGGUGUGAAUAUGGAGUCAAAAAUCCAGUUUACAUCUCUGCGGAGAGAAAAAUUGCUAUCCAUAUCUUUUUAUUUUAUACAUAUUUAACUAGAGAUAAUUUAUGGUUAAUUUUGUCAAGUUAUCAUGUGUUCAGUCCCAUUUAUUUUAAAAUCCUAAGCAAAAAGUUCCAAGUUUGCCUUAAAAACAAAUGAAAUUAAAGAACUGGAUGAUAAUGCCUAUAUUUUUGCCUUAUGAAUUGUGCUGUAUCAUAAACCAGAGAUGGUUUUGAUUUUAACAGGAUUUUGAAAUUUUGUAGAUGUAGAGUACUAAUAUCUGUACUCUCUUGCAAAGAAUGUGAUCUAGUUGUGGAUUAUGUUAAUGUUUAAGUGUUUUUGUAUAUGUAUUUUACCUCUGAAUAUGUAUCUUUUUAGCAUCAGGGUUUUAUUUUUGUUUACAUAGUAAAGUGGCAUUUAACUUGUUGAAGGUUGUAUUCUUUUGUCUUUUAUUUUUAAAGUUCUU